Molecule: messenger RNA, 1924 nt
Organism: Drosophila bipectinata
Lineage: Eukaryota; Metazoa; Arthropoda; Insecta; Diptera; Drosophilidae
Gene: Psn
Product: presenilin
Biological process (GO): amyloid-beta metabolic process; membrane protein ectodomain proteolysis; Notch receptor processing
Cellular component (GO): ciliary rootlet; mitochondrial inner membrane; plasma membrane
Molecular function (GO): aspartic endopeptidase activity, intramembrane cleaving
Source: RefSeq, a predicted model, not a curated record
CGGUAGUCCAUCUCUAGGCUAUGAGUCGCUUUUCUGCCAAAACAAAAGAAAGUUUCCUUUAAAUAUUUUCAUUGGUUCCACUCAUUUUCUCAACACACAACUACGGCUUCACAGUGGACGGCGUCUAACGCUACGGAGGCGAACGAACGCACACCACUCAUGGCUGCUCAUGUCCAGGCCUCGUCCUUGCCGUCGUCUGCUACCGCGGAAGGCGCAGGCAUUGUUGACGGCAGCGUGAACGGCGAGACAGAGCGUUUGGAGCGUCCUCCAAAGCGGCAGAACCAGCGAAACAACUACGGCUCCAACAAUCAGGAUCAACCGGAUGCGGCCAUACUUGCAGUACCCAGUGUGGUUGUUAGGGAUUCCGGUGGCUCCCGGCCUUCGAGACUGAGUGGAGGCGGCGGUGGCGGUCCGCCCACAAAUGAAACUGAGGAGGAACAGGGCCUGAAAUAUGGAGCUCAGCAUGUGAUUAAGUUGUUUGUGCCCGUCUCUCUCUGCAUGUUGGUUGUAGUGGCUACCAUUAAUUCGAUUAGCUUCUACUCCAGUACGGAUGUCUAUCUAUUAUACACGCCUUUCCACGAGCUUUCGCCAGAGCCGAGUGUAAAGUUCUGGAAUGCCCUGGCCAACUCCUUGAUCCUUAUGAGCGUGGUAGUGGUGAUGACUAUUCUGCUGAUAGUUCUGUACAAAAAGCGAUGCUACCGCAUUAUUCACGGCUGGCUCAUUCUCUCGUCCUUUAUGCUUCUGUUCAUCUUUACGUACUUAUAUUUGGAGGAACUACUUCGUGCCUAUAACAUUCCCAUGGACUACCCCACUGCCUUGCUGAUAAUGUGGAACUUUGGAGUAGUGGGUAUGAUGGCCAUACAUUGGCAGGGUCCAUUGAGGUUGCAGCAAGGAUACCUCAUAUUUGUGGCUGCCCUUAUGGCUUUGGUGUUUAUCAAAUACCUACCGGAAUGGACUGCCUGGGCUGUACUGGCUGCUAUUUCUAUUUGGGAUCUCAUUGCUGUCCUUUCGCCAAGAGGACCUCUACGCAUACUGGUAGAAACGGCUCAAGAGCGAAACGAGCAAAUCUUCCCUGCGUUGAUCUACUCAUCCACUGUUAUCUACACAUAUAUGGGUACCCAUUAUACACCCCAGCAAUCACAGGCUACGGCUUCGUCUUCGCCCUCGUCAAGCAAUUCAACCACAACUACGAGAGCCACUCAAAAUUCGUUGGCAUCUCCAGAGGCCACUGUAGCCAGCGGAUCACGUUCAGGUAACUCCCGACCCCAUCCUCAACAAAACAACCAGAAUCGGAACGACAGCAACACUCUGGCAAGUGAAGGUAUGCCACUUGUGACUUUUAAAAGCAAUUUGCGCGGAAACGCUGAAGCUGCGGGCUUUACGCAGGAAUGGUCUGCCAAUCUUAACGAGCGGGUGGCGCGACGACAAAUCGAGGUUCAGACCACACAGAGUGGAAACGCCCAGCGUUCCAACGAGUAUCGAACAGUCACAGCCCCAGAUCAGAGUCAUCCUGAUGAGCAAGAAGAACGCGGCAUCAAGCUAGGUCUCGGCGACUUUAUCUUCUACUCUGUAUUAGUGGGCAAGGCCUCCAGCUAUGGCGACUGGACCACCACCAUCGCCUGCUUCGUGGCCAUCCUGAUCGGACUUUGCCUCACGCUCCUGCUCCUGGCCAUUUGGCGCAAGGCCCUUCCGGCUCUGCCCAUCUCAAUCACAUUUGGCUUGAUAUUCUGCUUCGCCACCAGUGCAGUGGUCAAGCCAUUCAUGGAGAAUCUUUCGGCCAAGCAGGUGUUUAUAUGAACGAAAAGACAAGGAAUUUAGUAGACACGGCCACGCAAAAUGGCCUACAGUAUCAUAGUCUUUACAGCUUUUUAUAACCCACUUCUUUAUUUAACAAAAUGCAUAGUAACAAACAGAAAUUAUAAAA